AGUGGUGAAGUGCGAAAGGCCAGACAUCCCAAAUGCUGAACGCAUCAGCGGUAACAGUGGGCCAUACGGUUACAUGGCCACACUCACGUAUGGGUGUGUGAAGGGAUACAGAAUGGCCGCUGGUUCAACUGGCACAGUUGUAUGCAAAGAGAUGGGAUGGACGCAUACCCUUGUGUGCGAAGAGAUCAUAUGUCCCCAAGUGCAGCCCACAAAUGCCACUAUUACUAAGGGGGCUGUAGGCCCUUACAGACCUGGGUCAAUCAUCCGUUAUCGGUGCCAAGAUGGAGCCACACUGGUUGGCAGGUCUACGUUGGAAUGUCGACUUGAUGGACAGUGGUCUUCUGACCCUCCUAUGUGCAAAGAGAUCAUAUGUCCCCCAGUGAAGCCCACAAAUGCCACUAUUACUGAGGGGGCUGUAGGCCCUUACAGACCUGGGUCAAUCAUCCGUUAUCGGUGCCAAGAUGGACAGACACUGGCCGGCAGCUCUACGUUGAACUGUCAAUCUGAUGGGCAGUGGUCCUCUGGCCCUCCAGUGUGCAAAGAGAUCAUAUGUCCCCCAGUGAAGCCCACAAAUGCCACUAUUACUGAGGGGGCUGUAGGCCCUUACAGACCUGGGUCAAUCAUCCGUUAUCGGUGCCAAGAUGAAAAGACACUGGCCGGCAGCUCUACGUUGAACUGUCAAUCUGAUGGGCAGUGGUCCUCUGGCCCUCCAGUGUGCAAAGUGGUGACAUGUCCUGAGCCUAAGAAGACCAAUGCUGUCAUCGUAAGCAGGGCUGGUGGCCCUUACACAGUUAACUGGGUCCUGAAGUAUGAGUGCCCAGAUGGGACACAUCGGAAUGGGAACGAUCAGAUAAUAUGCCAGCCUGAUGGGCACUGGUCAUCAGAACCUCCUGUUUGUGAAGAAGAUUCAGGGUCGCGUAAAAAAUUGCUAAGUUGGUUACUCCCAUCAUUAGGUCUUGGGCUCCUGGGUGGUGGUUUUCUUGUUUGGUGGUUCGUUUUCCGGAAGAAAAAAAACAACAAGGAUAUUGACCAAGCACCAAAGAGGGAAAGUAUUAAGUUAAAUACUGACCCUGAAUCUGUGUGAUGAAAUGCACAACACCAGUGGAAGAAGAAAAAUCGUAUUAGUUCCUGAGAUACCAUCAUGUUCCCUCUUGGACGCUUGUAUACAGUACUUCAUCUCCGCCUCCUUCAACCCAAUUAGCCACAGAUGACAGUGGUGUGAUGAAUGUACUGCAGGCUGUUUGUUUGUUUGUAUGUGCGUGCGUUUGCCUGGUUUUAAGGAAAGUAACAUUAACAGUUGUGCUUUGCCGUUGCUACUGAUGUUGCAUUUCCCAUUGAUUGAUUUGUCAUUGUUAAAGAAAUUCAUGAGAGCCUCCAGAAAAGGCUUUCACAAAAUUUUGUAUAAAGGCUGCACUCUCGUGUGUAAUUCAUGCAUUUCAUUUUAGUGGGUUAGCAUGACAGAAAGACGGCCUAAGCCUUCUUCAUUCUAAUUUAUAUUAUAUUAUACUAUAUUAUAUUAGGCUAAAUAUAUUAAGCUAUAUUAUAUUAGGCUAUAUAUUAUAUUACAUUAUGCUUUAUCUGCCUAUAUUAUAUAAAAUUAUAGCCUUUUAUUGGCCUAUCUAUUCAAUUACACCAGGACAUAGCGAUUAUGUUGGUUAAGAAAACUAUGCCUAGUGAGAAGGCCGAAUGGCUAGUGACUCAUUAUCAAAUCACUAACCAAAAUGGCCGGUAAGCAAAAAAGUUAGUGUCAAUCCGCUAAAAUAAAAUACAAGAAUUACACUUGAGUGCGCGGCUUUUCUACAAAAAAAAAUGUUCAAAUCUGUUCGCUUGCACCCGAAGACAUUUUGGAGUUGAGCGCACUUUCUGAAAAAAGCCACUCACAAAAUUGUGGCCAGGUAUGCGAGCCCCUCAGGCCUUCUGUCCCCCUGAGAUAUUAGUGUUGAGCCUUCCACUGGUCUGUAGCAUGAGCUGCUGUGCCUUCAAGUAACCACUCAAAGCCUGGUGUAGAUGCAACUUCAUAAUUAUCAGUCAUUGUCACAUCUUUGUUAUAGUUGCACUUUUAGAUUUCAAUAUUGUCAAGAAACCAAGUAUUGCACUGAUUUUAUGUAUAUUAAGGGCCCGAGCACCGAAGUGCAGGGGCCAUGCUGUGGCCCUUCGCUCUCUCGGUGCAAAACCCUUUUGUUUUUCGAAAGAUUAUUUGGUUUUCUUCUUGUUGUUUUAUUCAUAUCCAGGGCCGGAUUAAUUCACAGGCUAGAUAUGGCUGCAACCUAGGGGCCCCCAACUGCCAGGUGGGCCCUGAUUGGCUGAAUGUGAAAUAUUGCGGAAUUGUGACCGGUUUGAAUAUUGAAAAAUGCAUGUGUCGUAUUAAGUUAUGCUUAAUUCCUAGCCCAUAAAUAUGACAGUGCCUAUACAAUUUUGUUGCCAAACUUGCCUUCCACGGGGCCCCAGAGCAACCUGUAUCUUUCAGGCCCCAGUCCGUCUUAAUCCGGCCCUGUUCAUAUCUGACUUGAGUAAAUGUAAAUGAAGUAAUUAUCUGUGUUUGGGUCGCAUGACCCCCCAUUUUCUCUCAAAUCCAUCGGUCUGGAUCUGCAGUUAGCCUAUGUUGCGUGUGUCUUGUCUCUAAAUUGAAUUAAAUUAUUUUUAUAGAACUUCA
Messenger RNA from Engraulis encrasicolus (European anchovy), 2653 nucleotides. Its product is annotated as P-selectin-like. The transcript is spliced from 10 exons. Bases 74 to 1084 code for a protein of 336 amino acids. NCBI's taxonomy places the organism in Eukaryota, Metazoa, Chordata, Actinopteri, Clupeiformes, Engraulidae. The record is from RefSeq and is a predicted model, not a curated record.